CCCCGGGGACCUGAGGCGCGACAAACAGCGCACUUGGAUCGCGCCAGAGGAGCUCCAGCCUCAAGCCGGCAGCGCCUGGUUCCUGAGGAAGAAAGCAAGGCCGCGCGACCGCUUAGGCUGAGCCGGAACCAACCGGUUGCUCGGCGCUGCCUCCCGCAGCCCUCGGCGCACAGCCCUCUUUAUAGCCUGGAAAAAAUGACAGAUCUCGUAGCAGUCUGGGAGGUUGCUUUAAGUGAUGGAGUCCACAAGAUUGAAUUCGAACAUGGAACUACAUCUGGCAAACGGGUGGUGUAUGUAGAUGGGAAGGAAGAGAUAAGAAAAGAAUGGAUGUUCAAAUUAGUGGGCAAAGAAACCUUCUGUGUUGGAGCUGCCAAGACAAAAGCAACCAUAAAUAUAGAUGCUAUCAGUGGUUUUGCUUAUGAAUAUACUCUGGAAAUUAAUGGGAAAAGUCUCAAGAAGUACAUGGAGAACAGAUCAAAAACUACCAAUACAUGGGUAUUGCACUUGGAUGGUGAGGACUUGAGAGUUGUUUUAGAAAAAGACACCAUGGAUGUGUGGUGCAAUGGUAAAAAGAUGGAGACGGCGGGUGAGUUUGUAGAUGACGGGACUGAAACACACUUCAGCGUCGGGAGCCAUAGCUGCUACAUAAAGGCUGUCAGUAGCGGGAAGCGGAAAGAAGGGAUUAUUCACACGCUGAUCGUGGAUAACAGAGAAAUCCCAGAGAUGCUUGAAUGACUUCGUAUUAAUGAAUUUUUAUUUUAAGACAUAAUGAUCAGGACUUUUUAAUUACUGUGGUAAUUAAAUGUGUUCAAUAUGUACUUAUCAGUACAUUUAGUCUGCAAUGUUUAUAUUUUUUAGUUACUUGAAACCAUAAUAGUUCAAGAGUCAGGAAAAAAACUAAUUAUGUGCAGUCAUAAAAAUUACAAUUUUUUUUUUGUAAAUAAUGCAAACUGUUUUAAAACUGAAUAGAAGAUAAGAUAUGGACCAAAAUCACCAAUGUUUUACAAUAGUCACUGUAUUACAAUAAACACU
Messenger RNA from Marmota flaviventris (yellow-bellied marmot), 1032 nucleotides. RefSeq names its product Fas apoptotic inhibitory molecule (gene Faim). Gene Ontology annotation, biological process: negative regulation of extrinsic apoptotic signaling pathway via death domain receptors. Lineage: Eukaryota; Metazoa; Chordata; Mammalia; Rodentia; Sciuridae. The record is from RefSeq and is a predicted model, not a curated record.